UCAACCUAACCCUGGAGGAUCACCUCCCUCUAAGCAGGCCUGUGUGUUAUCUGGAGUACAGCGGUAGGCCCCUUUGGCUCCAGUUCCAGCUCCAGUCAGCCUGCCUCAGCCCUGCGCAGUCAACCGUCAGCAGCGCCACUGGGUGCAGGGAUAUCCCGAUGAAAGGGGAGGCUGUUCGGGGUGAAGAAUUCAGACAAGAGUUGACUACAGACUCAUCUGUCAUGAGGUGAAGCGGUUACUUAAUUAACCAUCACUCAAAGACAAAAGACUCAGAUGUUGCUGCCAUGUGCCACACUCACACCCAAAGCAGACGAAAAACUCUGAAAGACCUCUUGUCGACUUUCCCUCUGAUUGAGGAAACUUUCAGUGACUCUCCUCCAAGACUCGCAGAUCUCCACCACCACCAUCACCACAGUGUGUCCACCCAGACCCUGCCUUCAUCCUGCAGCACCUUCCUCAUCCUCUCAUAGGACUGGCUGUACUGUCAGUACGGUUCAUUCACAAAUGUCUACCUCACGAUUAAAAGACCCCUCUCCAACACUGCGACCCUGAACAGGAUACAAAAUGACCUCGAGCAUUGACCGGGAUGACAGUAGUAUCUUUGAUGGGUUAAUGGAAGAAGAUGAAAAGGACAAAGCAAAACGUGUGUCCCGUAACAAGUCUGAGAAGAAACGCAGAGACCAGUUCAAUGUCCUCAUCAAAGAGCUGGGCACCAUGUUGCCGGGCAACACCCGGAAGAUGGACAAAUCCACUAUUUUGCAGAAGAGCAUCGACUUCCUGCACAAACACAAGGAAAUUGCUGCUCAGUCAGAGUCAACUGAGAUCAGACAAGACUGGAAGCCUCCUUUUCUUAGUAAUGAAGAGUUCACUCAGCUGAUGUUGGAGGCAUUAGAUGGAUUUUUCCUUGCAAUUAUGACUGAUGGGAAUAUAAUCUAUGCCUCUGAGAGUGUGACGUCCCUACUAGAGCACUUACCUUCUGAUCUUGUGGAUCAGAAUCUGUUGAACUUCCUGCCCAUGGGGGAGCAUUCAGAUGUGUACAAGGUUCUGUCCUCUCAUAUCAUGGAAGGAGAGACACUGACGCCUGAAUAUCUGAAAACAAAAAAUCAGCUAGAGUUCUGUUGCCACAUGCUCCGAGGGACGAUUGACCCCAAAGAGCCCCCUGUGUAUGAAUAUGUCAAGUUCAUUGGAAACUUCAAGUCCCUGAAUAAUGUGCCUAACUGUACCCGAAACAGUUUCGAAGGAGUGAUCCAGAGAUCGCUUCACUCUGCCUUUGAAGACAGAGUGUGUCUCAUAGCAACUGUGAGGCUUGCCAAACCGCAGUUUAUCAAGGAGAUGUGCACUGUAGAAGAGCCUAAUGAGGAAUUCACCUCCAGACAUAGUUUAGAGUGGAAGUUUCUCUUCUUGGACCACAGAGCUCCACCCAUUAUAGGUUACCUCCCGUUUGAGGUCCUGGGUACGUCAGGGUAUGACUACUACCAUGUAGAUGACCUGGAGACAUUGGCCAAAUGCCACGAACACCUAAUGCAGUAUGGCAAGGGAAAGUCCUGCUACUACAGAUUCCUCACCAAAGGGCAGCAGUGGAUUUGGCUUCAGACCCACUACUACAUCACCUACCACCAGUGGAACUCCAGACCCGAGUUUAUUGUCUGCACACACACUGUUGUAAGUUAUGCUGAAGUAAGAGCAGAACAGCGCAGAGAGCUUGGGAUUGAAGAAUCACAACCUGAGAUUACGGCAGACAAGCAGUGCCAGGAUUCAGGCUCCGAGUCUCAGCUCAACACGUCCAGCCUGAAGGAGGCUCUAGAGCGCUUCAACCACAGCCGGACACCCUCGGCCUCGUCUCGCAGCUCACGCAAAUCCUCGCACACCGCUGUGUCUGACCCAGCCUCCUCACAGAUGAAGCUUCAGGCUGACAGGAGUACACCAGGUCGCCAGUCUGUCUCCGCUAUGGAGGUGACAUCACAGCGAAGAUCGUCUAUCAGCAGUCAGCAGUCGAUGAGCUCCCAAAAUACAGGACAGAACAUGGCACCAUCCAUGGUGUCACAACAACAACAACAACAACAACAACAGCAGCAGCAGCAGCAGCAGCAGCAACAGCAACAGCAGCAGCCUCAACAGCAGCCUCAACAGCAGCCUCAACAGCAACAACAAGUUCAGACCAGCGGUCAAUCAAUGGUGCAGUUCUGCAACCAGCUAGAAGCCAUGCAAAACCUGAAAGAGCAGCUGGAGCAGAGGACCAGGCUGAUCGAGGCCAACAUUCAGCGGCAGCAAGAUGAGCUGCGUCAGAUCCAAGAGGAGCUGCAGAGAGUGCAGGGACAGAGCCUGCAGAUGUUCUUACAAAAAGGAGCCGGAGGACUAAAUCUGAGCUCGGUUCAGAUGGCCCAGGGGAACGCUGUGCAGCAAGGGGGAACACUCAGCAUGCAGGGCCAGGUGGUGUCUGCGGGGCCUCUACAGAACAGCAUACAGCAACAACAUGCUGUUCAGCCCCAGUCCCAGCAACAAACACUCCUGCGGGAACAGAGCACAGCGCUCUCACAGUCUCAGCGGUCGUCUCUCACUCUGCAGCCACAACAAAAUGCACUGCCUGCGUCUCUCUACAACACAAUGAUGAUCCCUCAGCAAAGCCCUAGUAAUGUGGUCCAGAUUGCCACUAGCCUGGCUCAAAAUACUGGACACAACACACCUGCUGUGGCUACAUUUGCACAGGACCGUGCCGCUCAGAUUAGGUUUCCUGCUGGUCCUCAGCUGCUCACCAAGCUAGUGACAGGGCAGAUGGCAUGUGGGGCAGUCAUGGUCCCCACAACCAUGUUUAUGGGCCAAGUGGUGACGGCCUUCGCUCCUCAGCAGGGCCAGACCCAGACCAUCAGCAUUGCCCAGCAGCCACAGCAGCAGCAACAGCAACAGCAGCAGGAGCAGCAGGUACAGCAGCAGUCACAGGUCACAGCCAUGCAGCCAGGGCAAGGUCCACUGGCCCAGCAGCAAACACAGUUCCUACAGGGUCCUCGGCUUCUUCAUGGAAACCAGUCCACUCAGUUGAUCCUGCAGGCAGCGUUCCCUUUGCAGCAGCAGGGUACCUUCACUGCCACAACCCAACAGCAGCAGCAACAGUUACAGCAGCAGCAGUUACAACAACACCAACAUCAUCAACAGCAGCAGAAGCAAUUACAACAGCAGAAACAGCAGCAACUGGCCCCUCACAGGGCAGAUAGCUUGUCUGAUCGCUCUGCUACGCAGCCACAGUAACUGGCUAAAGCCAAUCAGAGGUGGAAUGAGCCAAACCCAGGCGUGGGUGUCUUUGUUACGGGGGUCUAAAGAGGAGUUCUGCUGAAAGUUCGGCACUGAGACCAUGCCUCAGAGGCUGAGAAGUAAUUGGAUGGGCAGGCUGUGGCUUCCGUCCCCUCACAAGGAUCUUUUGCUGUUUGCACUUACCUCCUGAGCACAGAGUGCUGCAGAGAACCAAGGACUGGGCCCACUGUGGCUCUGGCAGCAGGAUUUGGCUCUGGGUCAAAGCCUUUUCUCCAAGAAAACAGGGAGCCACAAUCCCUGUAAUGGACUCCCCCUCACAUCCCUCCCCUGGCCUUUUCCCUGUGUGUUUAGUUUGUGUGCAUGCGUGUGUGUGUGUGUGUGUAUGUGUGUGUGUGUGUGUGUGUGAGCUCUAGUCCCCUUCACAGGAUUAUUUUAUGCAGAGCUCUCUAGUUAAUGCAGCGAAGCUUCUGUCAAGCUUCAAGGACGUCCUGCAGAACAGCCAGAGGCUUGUUUGUUUUGGAUGUUUUCUCCUAUUCUUGUUUUUCAUGUAAAAAUAAUUAUGGGUCAGAAAAUAUUUUUAAGAAUGUGGUGUAGAUUGAACUUUUACUGUACAGAACAUUAAGUGUAAUAUAUUAUGUAAAUAUAAUGAAAAAGAAAGAACUAAUAUUUUAUAUGAUGCAUGAAAUGAAAUGCGUAGUCUGUUAUUUGCAGCUUUGAAUAUGCUUUUUUUCUAGUACUCUAAGAAAAAAAGAUCUUAAAAAUGCUCAGUGGCUGAUAUUUUCACAGACUUCCUUUCUCCUAUGGGACGUGUUUGUGAGUCUGCAUAGCAGACUAUGCCGAUGCUGCUUGUUGUGUCACAGUUUGUUUAAUCCUUGACCCACAUUUUCACAGAUUUUCAUAUAAUUGUCAAAAAGAUAGGGAAAUGUUUUAAAGUAUUUCUAAGCUUUUUAAAAUGUGUUUAAAAUCCACACACUAAAGACUUAACACAAACAUUGUGAAUGAAGACUACGGUUAUAUGUAUGCAACAAAAAGAUUUGCCAACAUAAUCCUUCAUAUUCUUACUUCUUCAUUUUUAGCACUUCAGCUGCCAUUUCAGAGCCACCUAUAAUGCCUGUAUGGUACGGUUUCUUCAAUCUAUAGAUAUUUAUCCCUUCAAAUAUAUUGAAAUUUAAAAAUGUACAACCUGUAGUUAAUAUUCUCAGACUAAGCUUGAGGAGAAUGAGUUGUGUUAGCAUCGGGCUAAUCAAAUGCUUUCCUCUGGUUCUUUAGCUGCUAAUUGCUCCAUUAGGUUCACCAGCUAGUUGCUAACCGUCUGUCUGCUGAUUGGUGCUGGACAGACUGUGUACAGUGGGUUGUAAAGUGAGUUUUUCCACUGCAAGCUGCCUGCUGCUGCCAAACACAGCGCUGUGAGAGCUGUGGGAGGGAACCAAAAUGGUAAAAGUUGCAUCAGGAAAACCAAAAUAAUGAGCUGAAAGAUGCUAAAAAGCUCUGUAAAGCUGAGGGAAACUGCAAAGCCCAGAAACAAUUGCUCUGUGGGGUCAUCAUUGAGCAACCCCUUUUACAUGCAGACAGUCAUGUGAUCCAUUGAUUAUAGCAGCUUUAAAAAUAAUAAUGGAUACAGGAUACUGUGGGAGACAUUAUAAGGCAAAAUCCACAGAAAACACAUAAAGACUGUUUUUUGCAAAUUCCUAGUUAAUUGGAAGUAUACGCUUUCAUGAGCUUUUUAAUAGUUGGAACACACCUUCCUUCCUUAUUCAGUACUAUUUGAAAAUGGGGACCACCAUCGUGUCUGCUCAAUGAAAGACACUGUUGUCAAAACUCAAGGCGACACUGAGGAGAUUACAAUCUCGCUAAAAACGUAGACCCCCUCCCAGCCUCCUCACCAUCUGAUCUAAUUCACGGUCAGAUGGUAUCAGGCAGACAACUCGACCCAUUCUUCAUCCGUGUGAAAUGACUGGCUGAGCUCAACACAUGACUGGUCUGGUGAAAUACAUACAUGGUCAGUCUUUGACCUUUGGCCCAAGGCAUCUGGGGCUACCAUGUGCACUUAAUAGUGUGCAUCUGGUAAUGUUUGAAUAUGGCGUUCAUAAAGGGGAGAUCCAGAAAUUAGCACUUCAGUUGUAAAGAUAGAGUAAUACAUAUUGUUAUUGUCUUACUUCAUGCCUUCAGUUUGAAGCACAGAAAGACACAUUAUUCAUCCACUGUGCGAAAUGUGAGUGGUGCACCAUAGAAGACAUGCUUGGAUUCAGCCUUGCCUUGAGUAGCAAUGGACAAAUGCUAUAAAAACUAAUUUGUGGCUCACUGCUUUGGGAUAUUGGACCCAUAAAUUGGCACACCCAAGCAGCCUUUCUAAGAGGUUAAAGUAACUCAGUUUGGAUUUGUCAGGGGAAAAAUAAACGAUCACAUGCAACAGCUGCUGUUUCUAUUGUGAUAGGCCCAAAGCCCAGCUCAGCUUGUGCGUUUGAACAUGCAGAAAAAAUUGGUUUGAUAAUUUAACCUUAAUUACUUCCCUGGCAUUACGAUGCUUUAAUUUAACUCCAAAGCUGUCAAUGUCUGUUUCCAAUGUUUAGAGAGUGGGAUUGUCAUUUUAUUAGGGAAUCACUCCCAAUGUGUGUUUAACUUUUGAAUCACUCAUUUCAGAGUACAUUUGACUUGCAUCAUAUUUAUGUGAUUGGUCUUUUUUUUUAAAGUGGUUGUCAUGUUGCCUUUGUUGGUUAAAGUUGUCAUUGCAUAAAUAACUGGUUAUUUUAUGGUACAUGCCCAUGUGGAGUAUGGAGUUCCCUUUGGAGUCUACAUUAUAGUCACAUGCUAUAUGCAGCGUCAAGAUUACAUCAUGUUUUGAGUAUGGCCACUUAAUUCAUCUAUUCACUCAUUCAUUUUUCACAUUUCAGUGAAGACAUCUAAGGGACUGUACAAACAUGAUUGGGAAGGGGGGCUGAACCUUAUGAUGGACUCCCUCCAAGGGUUUUAUUAAUCAGUUUGGACCCUCACCACGACUUCAAACCUGGUUUUAAAUGUUAAUGGGACAAAACGUUUUACGUAACCCAAAUGGGAUUUUUACGUAGCAGAAGAGGAAUGAAAUUAGCAGUUGCCAAAACAACAUAAAUUGUGCAACAGAUCAUUCCAGCUGUUUUCCAGAGCUUCAAAAUUAAAUAAUUAUAACCAGUAUCAAUGGAUGAGUGAACAUGGUGCAGUUAGCAGCUCUGUCAUAUUUUAUCUUCACCCAUCAGUAGUACUGGUUAGGUUGUGCUAAACAUGUCUUAUAUCUAUAUGACACAUUUACGUAUUGCUAAAACAUCCCUUACUAAUGCUAAUAAUCCACAUCUACUGUUUCUAAAACCUGACAUAUUGGUCCUACUAGUAGAUAAUAAAGUGCUGUUACAGGGGGCAGAAGGCACCAUAUGAUCCACAAGGCACUUUUGACUUACAACUAAUUAUACUUUAGCAAAAACAAUAAAUCCCUAAUCCUCCCCCCUUUUCUGAUCUCACCUUCCCCUCUAAUUAUUUUUGUACAGUCCCUAAUACCAGCUUCCUCCACUGUGUUGUUUCUGUACUGCAUACAGUUCCAGAAAGACUACAUCUAGUUAGAGUAGGCCUCAUAGUCUGGACCUUUACACAGCACUCCUCUGUUAAAAAUCAGUUGUGGUGGUGCAACACAUAUCAAUAUUUAAAUAAGAAUACAGUUCUCUGCUAAACACUUAGAGACCUGUAGAGUGAACCUGGUCCCGUGCUACAUGCAAGCAGCACUCGAGUGUGACACAAGUGGUGCAAUAUACCUACAAGAAUGUAAUUAAAUAUCAUUAACAUGAGUAUUUUGCAUGAGGAGCCGUGUGGCUGUGGGAGACCUUGCACAAUGUAUGAUAGGACAUGCAGUAAAUAGAGAGAACUAUUAGAGAAUUAUUUUUCUAUCGCCGGAAUAGACCUCAUUAAGCUACCAUACAUAUGUGACAUCAAACACAGUAACAACACUGCUUUAAAAUGUGAAAACCUAAAAAUCAAGUAACAUGGAGGAUCUAAACGAACUGUGACAUACACAUAAAGACUGUUGAACCUAUUGCCCCCAGAAAGAGUGGGUUACCUGUGAGUUUAUGGAUAUGCAAGACUUUGUAUCAAAUGUAAGGGUCUUUACCGCCGGUCGAAAUGUUUUCCUCCAUGCAGGAAGUUGUUGGAACCGACACGAUGUUUUUAAAAGACAAAGUUAUUAGUUGGUCAUUGCCAAGUCACAGAAUCAUGAGGGAAAAUGUUUUGUUAUCCAAAGAGAGGGAAACCCAAGAAGGCCAGCCCUAAGUGAAAGGACACAGUGCAUUGUGUUAAAUGUUGUGUAGUUCUGAUGUACACACUAGAAACUCUGAAUGUCUAUUAGUGUUCUCUCUCCGUUUUGAGUUCAUGUUUGUGUGGCGUUAAUUGUUUGGCUCAUGAAAUUUAAUGCUGCAGUACACUCAACAACAACGGCAAAAAAACCACAAACUAAACACCUGGUUAAGUUAAGGGUUAAUCCACAUGAAUCCCACAGAGUGGCCAAACCUGAAUCUGUGACGCCAGAGACCCGCUCUGACGUCACAGAUUCAGGUGUGCCCUGCAGUGAGAAACGGUUUGGUAUCGUUUGAAAUGUUUGCCACCAUUUUGCAAUAAAGCUCCUUUUAUAACUUGUAACUAAUGGCUUUAUUAAUGAAUAGAAAGACAUUUACUAAUGCUUUAUAAGCCAAUAAUAAGAAUAACUUUAGGUUGCCAGGCUGUGAAAACUUCCUUUGGCUUCCUGAGACCGUUUAACCACAGCAGCUGACUUGAUGGUUUAAAACACCAUUUAAAUAUCUUACGAGCACUUACAGCUACAGAUUUGAUGGAUUAACACAUAAAUGACUUAUUAACAUGUAUUACUGCAUUGUUACCAAAGCCAAAGGGUAAACACUGUAAGCCCGCAACUAAUUAUUAUUUUCAUUUUUCAUGAAUCUCCAUCACAAUUUCCCAGAGCUCAAGGUAAGAUCUUCAAAUGUUUUGUUGAAAAUCUUUAAUUUACCAUACAAAGCAGACGAGUAGAAAGGCAGCAAAUAACGCCUGUGUUUACCCUACUACUUUGUGUCAAAAUUGCUGCUGUGAAAAAGGUCUCUUGGCAAAUGUUUGACAUUUCUGCUUGAAUGAAUGACUGAAGAGUAACGGUAUUAACUGUUAAUCUAAUAUUAUUAAAUCAUUGAACCAUUAAUAAAGCCAUUAGUUACAACUCGCCAUUUUUAAAGGACGGCCUUAUUAAAAUAAUUUUUGAUUCUGACCUACAUGCUACUCUGUAGAUUUCUCACUGAAAUCUUAAGUUUCUAUUUUCCUGCUGAGAUACAAUGAUUGAAGAUCCACUACUGCCACCUACUGUUCAGCUUUAGGCUCCUUAACUGCAGUUAAACUUAUAUCAAACACUACAUUCUUGGAAAUGAUGUGAAACUGGUGUGUGGGGUUGCACUUUCUCAAUAAACAAUCCCAUAAUGCAUUAUAAAUCAUGCUAAGAGCUCUUUUCACAUGUGUGUGUGCCUGCUACCUUGCAUUCAUUUCUUGAGCCAAACCAUUCAUAAAUUAAAACAUAACCUUUUAAGGCAAACGUAUCCAUCGUUUGCCCCCCUUCAAUUUGAAAAUAAAACUAAUGAAGUGUC
This is a messenger RNA of Dicentrarchus labrax (European seabass), 8882 nucleotides long. RefSeq names its product clock circadian regulator a (gene clocka). The record is from RefSeq and is a predicted model, not a curated record. Gene Ontology annotation, molecular function: protein dimerization activity; DNA-binding transcription factor activity, RNA polymerase II-specific; E-box binding. The transcript is spliced from 23 exons. NCBI's taxonomy places the organism in Eukaryota, Metazoa, Chordata, Actinopteri, Moronidae. Gene Ontology annotation, cellular component: nucleus; CLOCK-BMAL transcription complex; cytoplasm. The coding region runs from base 565 to 3243 and encodes 892 amino acids. Gene Ontology annotation, biological process: circadian regulation of gene expression; regulation of transcription by RNA polymerase II.